AUGGCCGCCAACGAACAACCUUAUGACCCCUAUAUCCCCGCUGGCUCUGCCGGGGCCGCUCAGCAGGGCGCAGGGAACCAGAGAACAGCUAGAAUCGACGCGGAAAUCCAAAACACCGUCGGUUUGAUGACGGAAAACAUGCAAAAGGUCGCCCAGCGUGGUGAAAAUCUGAAUGAUCUUCAGGACAAGACCGACAACCUGGCCGUUUCAGCCCAAGGCUUCCGCCGAGGUGCCAAUCGCGUGCGCAAGGAUAUGUGGUGGAAGGACAUGAAGAUGCGUGUUUGCUUGAUUAUUUGUGUGAUUGUGCUCCUCGUGGUCAUCAUCGUGCCAUCGGUGGUCGCCACCAAAAACCACUGA
Messenger RNA from Penicillium antarcticum, 357 nucleotides. Its product is annotated as SNAP receptor SNC2. Gene Ontology annotation, molecular function: syntaxin binding; SNAP receptor activity. The transcript has 3 exons. Gene Ontology annotation, cellular component: SNARE complex; plasma membrane. Lineage: Eukaryota; Fungi; Ascomycota; Eurotiomycetes; Eurotiales; Aspergillaceae. Gene Ontology annotation, biological process: vesicle-mediated transport; vesicle fusion. The record is from RefSeq and is a predicted model, not a curated record. The coding region runs from base 1 to 357 and encodes 118 amino acids.